AUGGGUGCCAAUAAUUGUAAAGGUCUUCUUCCUGGGAAUUCAAAGUCCGUGUCACGCAGAUCACCGAAAACAGGUAAACCAGGGAAAUAUGACUAUAUUGAAGAUGUGGUGUGCAAUGAAUCUGAUAUAAAAGAUAAUGAUAUGAAAUUAUUGCCGCUUGGAGAUGCUGGUGAUAAGAUCUUAUUAAUUAAACAAAAGGGCGAGUUACAUGCCAUAGGUACAAAAUGUACUCACUAUGGAGCUUUACUCCAUACAGGAGCAUUGGGAGAUGGAAGAAUAAGGUGUCCUUGGCAUGGUGCAUGUUUCAAUAUCAGAACAGGGGACAUUGAAGACUAUCCAGGCUUAGAUUCACUACCAUGUUACAAAGUACACGUAGAUGACAGUGGUCUUGUACGUGUCAGAGCCAACCGUAAAGAUUUAGGUUUGAAUAGGCGUGUAAAACACAUGUGCGAACAAGAUCCCAGUAAUCAAACUACUGUUGUCAUUGUCGGAGGAGGGCCAGCUGGUGCUACUUGUGCAGAAACAUUGCGACAAGAGAAUUUUACAGGAAACAUUAUUAUGAUCUGUAAAGAAAAUGUAGUUCCAUAUGAUAGAGUGAAAGUAUCCAAAGUUUUAGAUUUUGAUGUGGAGAAAGCAGCUUUAAGACCACAGUCGUUUUACAAAGACUAUAAGAUUGAUGUUAAACUAAGCGUAGAAGCUAUAGGCCUGAAUACAAGCGAAAAGAGUAUUGCAUUAAGUAAUAAUGAAAAAUUAAUAUACAACUACUUAUUCAUUUCUACUGGAAGCAAACCAAGGAUGCCUGAAGUACCUGGUGCUAAUCUGUCUAAUAUUUAUGUAUUGAGGAAUUAUACGGAAUCUCAUGAGAUACAUUCAAAAUUGUCAGCCAACAAGCACAUCGUAGUACUUGGUCUAGGUUUCAUUGGUAUGGAAGCAGCAGCUUAUUGCGUGGGUAAAUGCAAAUCUGUGACAAUUAUCGGAAAAGAAAAAGGUACUAUACUCCCCACUUUUGUAUUUGAUUUAUACCAAAUUGUAUAAAAAAUAACCAAAUAUUUUGAUUCAGGUAUUAAGUUUAUACUUGGAAAUAAUAUUGCACAAUUCAUUGCAAAGGAAGAUGAUGGAAACACUGUAGGUACAGUGUUGCUUACCGAUGGCACGGUACUUCCAGCUGAUAUAGCUAUUAUUGGAAUUGGAUCUACACUUUAUACUGAUUGGAUAAAAGAUUCUUCUAUACAAAUGUUAGAAGAUGGCAGUAUAAUAGUCGAUAAGCACUUGAAAACAAACGUGGAAAACGUAUAUGCUGGUGGUGACAUAGCGUACGCACCAUUGUUUGGUUCCGAUAGCACUACAGCGGCAAUAGGCCACUACCCUUUGGCGCAUUAUCAUGGAAAAAUAGCAGCGUUAAACAUUUGCGCUAAAACCACGGCAUUAAAUGCCAUUCCAUUCUUCUGGACAACUUUGUUCGGUAAAAGCUACCGAUACGCAGGGUAUGGAAAACCAGACAAAAUAAAGAUUCAUGGUUCUUUGGAAAAGUUUGAAUUUUUCGCGUACUACAUUAAAGAUGGCAAAGUCACUGCAAUGAGUAGCGUAGGAGCAGACCCAGUAGUAUCAGACUUUGCAAAUUUCCUGCACGAAGGAAAAUCAUUAACGGAAAUAAUAAUUAAUAAACAUCCAUUUGAUUGGAUUAGAAGUAAACCAAAAGAUUUGGUUGAUCGUUUUCAAAAUGAAAUUACUACAGACCCAUAAA
Molecule: messenger RNA, 1744 nt
Organism: Dufourea novaeangliae
Lineage: Eukaryota; Metazoa; Arthropoda; Insecta; Hymenoptera; Halictidae
Product: apoptosis-inducing factor 3
Exons: 6
Cellular component (GO): cytoplasm
Molecular function (GO): oxidoreductase activity, acting on NAD(P)H; flavin adenine dinucleotide binding; 2 iron, 2 sulfur cluster binding
Source: RefSeq, a predicted model, not a curated record